AUAGAAGAGAUUUUUUUGUCAUUUUUAUUACUUAAAAAAAUGGGAUCUAAAGAUGACUCGAAUAAAAACUCGAAAAUGAUUAAGUAUGGCAAGGAUGGCGAAUAUUCAUUAGAAUCGGACAAAUUAGUGAAUGAGACAGGAUUAGUUGAAGGAGAUUCGGUUGUGGAGAUCAAAGAUGAACGACAGAAUCAACUUCUGUACAAAGUGGCCGACCAUCCUCCAGUAUACCUGACUAUCUUUUGUGGUCUACAGCACACUUUAAUAUCUCUGUCCGGAAAUAUGGCAAUCUCCCUUUUGGUAGCUGAUGUGACGUGUGCAGCUCACAUGGAAGACAUCAAAACCACACUUCUGAGUUCUACUCUCUUGAUGUCGGGGGUUGUUACAGUGUUUAUGACUCUGAUCGGUUCAAGACUUCCAUUAUUUCAAGGAGCAGCCAGUGACUAUCUAAUUCCUCUACUAGCUCUGCAGGUUUUGGAUAAGACGAGAUGUGACUUUACAGACAACAUUAACCCUGAUUUAAAUUCUACGAGUGCAAACACAUCUAUCAUAACGGACCAUAGAGAAAAAAUACUAAACAACAUACGAGAGUUACAGGGAAGUCUUGUGGCUGCUGGAGCAUUUCAAUGUCUACUCGGGGCAACAGGUCUAGUGAGCCUCCUUCUGAAAUUCAUUGGACCAAUAACCAUCGUUCCCACUCUAUUUUUGAGUUGCAUUUUCAUUGUCAGAGCAUGCGUUAAAUUUGCUUCCGUUCACUGGGGCGUUGCACUGCUGGUAACAGCAGUUUCCCUGAUUUUGUCGUUGUAUCUAAGUCAUCAUAACACACCUAUACCAAUGUGGACGAGAAAGAAGGGAUUUCACAUUUUAUGGUUUCCAUUGCACCAAGUUUAUUCGAUUCUAAUAGGAAUUUUGGUUGGUUGGAUGGUAUGCGGCAUUAUGACAGUAUCAGGGGCUUUUGAUCCUUACGAUAAGCUAGCCAGGACUGAUACAGGAAUAAGUGCCAUCAGAAAGGCCGCUUGGUUUCGCAUACCUUACCCAGGACAGUUUGGACCAAUGUCAUUCAGUACGAGUGUUUUUACGGGAUUCCUAAUAGGAACCAUCACAUCAACUCUCGACUCCAUCGGUGACUACUACGCAUGCGCAAAAAUGAGUAAUGUUCCACCCCCACCUUCACAUAGCGUUAAUCGUGGAAUCGCCAUGGAAGGUUUCUUUAGUCUCAUAGCAGGCUUAAUGGGAUGUGGACACGCCACAACCACAUAUGGCGGGAACAUUGGUGCAAUAGGUGUAACUAAGGUUGCCAGUCGAGAUGUCUUUCUUGCUGUUGGUCUUAUAUAUAUUGUAUUUGGAAUUAUUGGAAAAGUAUCUGCUGUAUUUCUAUCUAUCCCUUACCCAGUCCUAGGCGGGGCCCUGAUUGUAAUGUUUGGCAUGUUUAAUGGCGUCGUCCUGUCUAAUCUACAAGUUGUCUCCCUUAGCUCGUCAAGAAAUCUUGCGAUCAUUGGAACUUCCAUUUUGUUUGGUCUCAUGAUCCCCUACUGGUUGGAGAUAAACCCAGAUGCAAUACAAACAGGAUCCCCUUCACGUGACAGCAUAAUAAAAAUGCUUAUGGUUAAUCCUAAUUUAUGUGGGGGGAUUAUAGCUUGUUUACUGGACAACACAGUCAGAGGUACUUUAAAAGAAAGAGGAAUAGAAGCCUGGCAACAGAUGAUUGGUGAUAAGGCUGAGGAUGGAGAAGAAUUUGAUUACGACCUUACAAUAUAUGAUAUCCCCCUCUCACAAAAAAUGAAGAAAUCAAAGUUACUUCGGCGAUUGCCUUUCAUGCCUCCGCAAUAUAACUAAAACACUUCAGUGAUUCCAUUCAAGUGUAUUUAGAGUAUGCAGAUAUUAAUACUUAUGAAGUCUGCAAUAUUUACAUGUAUGCAGACUUUUUUUUAAUAAUUUAUGUAGUAAAUGGUAUAUACACCUCAUUCCACAUUUAACUUUAAUUCUCAAAAACAAAUACGGAUCAUUUAGAAUAUUUUUAAAAACUUUAUAAUUUUUUUAUUUUUUGUUUAUCAAGAAAACUAUUGCUCCCGAUAAAAUUUCAUUGCAAACAAUAUAUUGUUAUUCCGUAACUGUGCUAUUAAUUUUUCCGCACAAUAUGACCGGAGACAAAGAUAUAUCGAAGUAUCUAAUUAAUAUGAAAGUUUGGAACAUCAAUGGUAUGUAUCGCAAAAGAAAUAAGAAUAGUUAAAAAAAAAUGUCUUCACCGUCAAAGGUCAGUUCUCAACUGUGUAUCAUUUUAAACAUUUUAUUAGGAUGUUUUUGUUUUUUUUCGAAUAUAAACUUUGCACUUUAUUUCCUUAUUUAGAUUUUUAGGGGUACGAAGAACUGCCUUUACGCUAUAGCUCAUUGUGACUACAAUUACAUAUCUCUUUUCAUGAGUAGCGGGUAAUAUGUCCUUUUUUCGUGAAUAACCCCCGCCGAAAUAUUGAAAUAUUGCCGAUUCGGUUUAAAACAAUAAUAAUCACCAUCAUUAACCCCUAACUAUAUGUGUCUAAUAUGUUAGACUGAAUAUAGUUUUAUACAUAGAGUGCGUCUUAUAUGUUUGACUGAACAGCUUUAUACAUAUAGUGCGUUUAAAAUGUGUGACUGAACAACUUUAUCAGAUGAGUUCAUAAACACAUCUUGUUACAUUAUGAAAUCGUACAUGCUAAUUGUAACGUCAUGAACUUGUACAUUGAGGUGGGCAGCAACUGCAGACUCUAAUUUAUAAAAGAAAAUAAGCACACAAAUGGAUCAUUUUAAAUUUUUUCUGCGUAGAAUUUAGAAAUUUACCAAAUUAAUGACGUCACAUUUUCAGGAGGGUCUUUUUCAGUCCAUAUUCUUUAAUGAUUUACCAUAUUCAUCUACUCAACUCAUAGGAAAAGCUACUUUCAUUACAUUUCAAAAACAAUAAACUUUUUCGGUUAUAACUUGAUAAAGCCCAAAACGAACCUUGUUUUUGCUAUUGCAAAAUACCAUACUCAGAAUAAAAUCUCCCACCUCCUCUCAGCGUUCUAAGGGUCUUAAAAAUAUUUAAGGAAGAUAAACACGUACGCUGCACAUUCCGGGAUUUCUGAACAUUUUGCAAGAUCAAAAAUAACAGGUGUUAUUGGAAAAAAGAAAAAUAACAUACUAUCCAUUUGAUGUAUUGAUACUAAAAUAUAUUAUCUACAGAUAGUUUGACAUGUAUAUCUAUGUAUCGAUAAUAAGAGAUCUAUUAUAAAGAGGAAAACUUUAUUUCCUUUUUCCGGCAAUCUUUGAGCAAUAGUUCGAUUAAGUACUAUUUACUUUUAAAACCUCACUUUUGUGAAUAAUAACAGUUUUAGCCAUGAAAGAAAGAGCGAUUGACAAAAUACAUACAGAU
Messenger RNA from Saccostrea cuccullata (small rock oyster), 3382 nucleotides. RefSeq names its product solute carrier family 23 member 2-like. The record is from RefSeq and is a predicted model, not a curated record. Bases 40 to 1833 code for a protein of 597 amino acids. Gene Ontology annotation, cellular component: membrane. The transcript is spliced from 11 exons. Gene Ontology annotation, biological process: transmembrane transport. Gene Ontology annotation, molecular function: transmembrane transporter activity. Lineage: Eukaryota; Metazoa; Mollusca; Bivalvia; Ostreida; Ostreidae.